AUGGCUGAGACCGUCAUCAUGAAUGGCGGUCCUAUCGCCGAGGACAACAUCAUCAACCGCCGCGGCGGCGAAUCGAUCUAUCAGAGCUGUGUGAAUCUCAAGAAGCGCCUGGCCGAAGUACCGAACUUCGAACCCCAUAUGCGAGAGAUGGAAGAAGCAGAUGUGGUUAAGGGGAUCACCGAUCCUGUGGCGUCGCUGUGGAAUUGUCUCCGGACGGGGUACCCCUUGUUGACCAUCUACAAUGCUUCCGGGCCGGAAGAGUACCUCGAGGUUGAUACCACAAAAGUCGCAGAGGCCAAGCGCCCAAAGGCCGCCACUUUCAAAUUUCUCCAUGCGUCUUUGAAGGAGCUGGGAUUUCCUCAGCAGGACUGCUUCCUCAUCACGGAUCUUUAUGGCGAGAAUACUACCGGCUUCACCAAAGUGAUCAAGAUGGUGAAUCGUGUUCUGGACAUCCUGGAGAUGCAGGGACAGCUUAAGCGACCGUCGGAUAUUGGACCAGGGACCCCCGCGAAAGGUACCGUCAAGCUCACGAAACGGGAACAUAUCCUCAAGGAGUUGCUGGAAACGGAGCGCGACUACGUCCAUCAUCUCCAGAACCUACAAGCCCUCAAAAAGGAGCUAGAAGAGACGAGUGCGGUGAAUGGUGAUGCUAGCCACCAGAUCUUCUUAAACCUCAACAAUCUGCUCGAUUCUGCCCAGCGGUUCUUAAUCCGUAUCGAACAGCACUAUGCUCUGCCCGAAGAGCGACAAAACUGGGGCGAGUUGUUCAUACAACAUGAGGAGGCCUUUCGGCAAUACGAGCCCUUCAUUGCUAAUCAGAUGCGCUGUGAUGAGAUCUGCCUAAGAGAUUGGGACAAAAUCCACGUGGCCCCGCGCUCUAAGGAUCUGCUACAGAUGGUGGCGCAACCUGCGACGUUGAAUGGUUUCUUUGUCAAACCUUUUCAGCGCUUAACGAAAUAUCCGCUGAUGCUUGGGGAGCUCCUUAAACAACUAGAAGACCCAGACCUCCGGGCUGAUAUUCAGAGGGCCAUCGACGCCAUCCAGUCUGUUCUCGACUCCGCAAAUGAUGCCAUUGACAAAGAACACCUGCAGACAGCAGUCAAGGAUCUUGAUGAACGGGUCGACGACUGGAAAGCUCUGAAAAUCGAAGCGUUUGGCGACCUCCUUCGUUUUGGUACUUUCUCGGUCAUCAAGGGUGACAACGGCAAGGACUCUGAAAGAGAGUAUCAUAUUUAUCUAUUCGAACGGAUUCUUCUUUGCUGCAAAGAUAUCAAUCCCAAUAAGCAGAAGUCCAAAUUGAACCUAGGCAAAGACAAACCCGCCAUGACGGCUAAAGGCAAAGCGCGGCUCCAGCUUAAAGGCCGCAUCUACAUGGCAAACGUGACCGAUGUCCUUUGUCUUCCCAAGCCAGGUUCUUAUCGAAUCCAAAUUUUCUGGAAGGGCGACCCGGGGGUUGUGGACAACUUCAUUAUCCGCUACCAGAACGAGGAUAGUAUGCGCAAAUGGAGCAGGGACAUUGAGGCACAGCGGGCGAUCCAGGCAGAGCAGCGCAGUGCUCGCAACACCGGCACUUCCGAGACCGAAUUUACCUACAUGAGAUCCAUGGCAAACAUGCCCAACCCGUAUCAACAGGAGUACGACGCCGAAGAACAGGCUGCGACUCAAGAAGCAGGCUUCUUCUCGGAAUUCCCGAUGAGCCGCAAUGCAUCAAGCACCAGUCUGAGGACGCGCUCGGCAACAGGAGGAAGCGGUAGCUCUGGCCGCCCUCGCCUGCCUGUACCCGAUCCAAACCUAUCACUUCACACGCAUCUCUCCGGCGGCAGUAUGUCACCAGCCGAGCGAAAUGCUCCCUCAUAUUUCUCUCCUGUCGCCGAAACGCCAUCUACGAGGUCCAGCUCUCAAUCUACCGGGUUUUCAUAUGGUCGUCAGAUGACGCCCACGGCCAAUUGGAAUGAGGAAAACGCCCGCUAUACAGCCCCAGCGCUGUCUCGUGCGACGUCAAGAGAUGGGCCAAAUUCGAACCCUUACUUCAGCGGGACUCCCAAUGGACGAAGUGCUCAGCGACCCUCUCUCCCUCCGAUGUCAGGAGCCCAGGCGGCAAAUGGCAUGGCCCAGAGAAUGCGAUCCGCCAGUAGCCCCGACAUCCAUAACCACAACCCGGAAAUGCGUCGUUACAUGGGCGCCCACACGAUGCAGACCGUGGACAACGUGCCUGUUCCGCCAAUCCCUGCUCAUAUUUCCAGCAUGAUGGCACCGGUCAACCGAAGCCAGAACAACUCCCCCACCAACGCUAACCUUCCUAUCCGCAACGCCAACCACCUUUCCAACUCACAACAAUCCGACCUUCGGCAUGCCCCGGCGACGCAUUUCCAUGAGCCUCAAUAUUCCGAUUACUGCCCUAGUACAUCGGCUACUGAUCAGCCAACUUCUCCUCUGAGCCACGAGCCCGACGAAGAGCCCCUCAUGCCUACCCAGCUUAAGGUUAAGGUGAAUUUUGACGACAACUACGUCACCCUGGUUAUCGCUAGCAACAUCAUGUUCCGCUCCCUCAUUGAUCGUGUGGAUGCCAAGCUGGCCCGGUUCACCAACCGCUCGAUUGCCAGUAAGUCGGUCAGAUUACGAUACCGCGACGAAGAUGGAGACUUCGUUACGAUUGACAGUGACGAGGCCGUCCAACUGGCGUUCAUGGAGUGGCGCGAGCAACAGCGUGACAUGCUUGCUAGGGGUCAAGUAGGAGAGAUUCAACUCUACUGCCAGGCGGUGGAGACUUAG
Aspergillus sclerotioniger CBS 115572 is the source of this 2772-nucleotide messenger RNA. Its product is annotated as Rho family guanine nucleotide exchange factor CDC24. Gene Ontology annotation, biological process: establishment of cell polarity; septin ring organization. Gene Ontology annotation, molecular function: protein binding; guanyl-nucleotide exchange factor activity. The record is from RefSeq and is a predicted model, not a curated record. Lineage: Eukaryota; Fungi; Ascomycota; Eurotiomycetes; Eurotiales; Aspergillaceae. Bases 1 to 2772 code for a protein of 923 amino acids. Gene Ontology annotation, cellular component: cytoplasm; nucleus; division septum. The transcript is spliced from 4 exons.